Melampsora larici-populina 98AG31 is the source of this 633-nucleotide messenger RNA. RefSeq lists its product as uncharacterized. The record is from RefSeq and is a predicted model, not a curated record. Bases 1 to 633 code for a protein of 210 amino acids. The transcript has 4 exons. Lineage: Eukaryota; Fungi; Basidiomycota; Pucciniomycetes; Pucciniales; Melampsoraceae.
AUGCCCUCACACUACAAGCUAGGUCGAACACACGAAAAGCACCCAUCCCUCAACACACCAUCAAAACCACGCUAUUUCUUCAAUCUUACCACCAUCAUCAUCAUUCAACUCAACCUCAACAUGUCAAACGGAAAUGGAAUUGUAUCCCACCUUGAAUCGAUCGCUGAUUCCUAUGAACAACGCCUUUUCUCUCAGAAUAACACUCAACCUAGUACUCAAAGUCAACCAACUGGUACCCAGGACACGGUCACGGCUACUUCUCAAUCGAAGAAAUCCAGAUCAAACAACAAAAACAAACGAAAACGCAGUGAGAACCAACCCUUAGCCGAGGCCAAUAUCACCGUGGAGGAUAUACAAGCCAUGAACAAGAGCUCGGUUGAGCUCCGCUGUUUAGCCAAGAAGCACGCUCAAAGUGGUAUGACCCAAGAAGUACUCCGCUCAAUCCUUAAGUUUCACGAAGAGAUACAAACUCUUGUAGCCAUCAAAGCACUGGAACUAGGUACUACGGUCUCUACCAUUGAAGAGAUUUUUGGCAAGUACCUCGGUGUACGUCAACCAUCCGCAUGGAAUGGGUUUCUUCAAAGCGAGUUGGCUAAGGCGAUUUUCAAAGCUGGCAACUGGUGGUAUUGGUAG